AUGCAAUAACGGAGACCUAAGCUGAAAUCUUUGGAUAAUAAAGAGAAUCAACACACUUCGGAAACUCCAAUACAGAAUCGCAAACUGUUUAGGAAGACAACACCAAAGCUAUUGUAGCCAUUACAAAUGGAUUAACACAUAAGUUCAAGGGAACCUUUGACUACAAAAGUGGAGGGACUACACAAAAUCAGGCUAAGAACCUAUGUUAAUACUAUUGAAAAUUUAGUGAAUGAUAAUUUGUUAAAAUUGAUUCCUCCCACUUGUGAUGGGAGUAUUUACUCGAUUGGAUAAUCAAUAGGUAAGGGGAGCUAUGCUACAGUAAGACUUGGAACUAACAAGUAAGGGUUGAAAGUAGCAAUAAAAGUAUAUGAAAAGUUAUUCUUAAAAGGCGAGAGACUCAAUAAUCUUGUCAAAGAAAUCAGUGCAUUGAAAGCACUUAAUCAUGAGCAGAUUGUUAAAUUAUUAGAUGUGUAUCAUUGUGGAAGCACAAUAAAUUUAGUAUUGGAGUACUGUGGAAACGAGAGUCUCUUCAAUUUGGUGAAAUAACAUAGAGCCUUAUCCAAGGAUUAUGCAUUCAAUAUCAUUCAUCAACUAUUGAAGAUCCUAGUAUACAUCCACGAGAAGAAUAUAUGUCAUAGAGACAUCAAGCUUGAGAAUAUCCUGAUAACCAAUAAAAGAAUUAAACUCAUAGAUUUCGGGUUUAGUACUAUAUGCAAUAGCAUUACUUGUCAUUGUGGUACUCCAAGCUAUAUGUCACCUGAAGUAGUCACAAAGCAGAAGUAUGAUGGGAGGACAACUGAUAUAUGGGCCUUGGGAGUCCUUUUUGUUGGUUUAUUGUAAGGCAGCUUCCCAUUUAAGGGUUCAACUGAAAAAGAACUCUUCUUUAAAAUCAGGAAUAAUGAGUAUACCAUUAAUAGUUAGGAUAAGGAUGUGAGAGAGUUUCUGAGACAGGUCUUUGUUUUGGAUCCUCAUCAUCGAUCAACUGCCAAAGAGUUACUAUAAUGCGAUGUUUUUAGAACUAUGUGA
Molecule: messenger RNA, 1026 nt
Organism: Paramecium tetraurelia
Lineage: Eukaryota; Ciliophora; Oligohymenophorea; Peniculida; Parameciidae
Exons: 2
Biological process (GO): intracellular signal transduction; protein phosphorylation
Cellular component (GO): cytoplasm
Molecular function (GO): ATP binding; protein serine/threonine kinase activity
Source: RefSeq, a predicted model, not a curated record